AUGAGUCCAGCAAAUAUUACACUAUGGGCUCGAGGCACCGCGAGUGAUCUCGAGUCGGUUCCAGACACUUUCUCAAGCUGGGACAAAUGUAUGGCCAAAUCGUACUGCAAGUGGCCCGUCAUCGUUGGUAUCAUCGUUGGUUCGGUAGUUCUACUUGCCGUAUUGGGUUGCAUCAUCAAUUGCCUCUGUUGCGGCUAUCAAUGUUGCAAGUGCUGCUGUAGCUGUUGUUGUCCGUCAGGCAGGCGCAGGAACAAAACGCCUAAACACUUUGAUGACUUCCACCAACCUCCACCACCUGCUCUCAAUCCGGUCUAUCAAGCGCCACCAGCCCCACCCUCGUAUCGGGGCGCGCAACAGAGCGCGCCCUCCUUCCGCGGCGCGCAGCAGACUGCACAUUUCGAUGCGCCUAAGCCUCCGGCCGCUCAUGUCAAUGAGGACGCCCUGCCUGAGAUGCCUACUUGGGCCGGUGCCGUUGACAAGCAUGUUGAAGACCCAAAUCAUCGGGACGACGUCGAAAUGGAGCCAUUGAAUCCCCCGGACCGAAAACAGGCCGGUACACCUGGUGUCGCUUACUCUGACUAUUCACCCAACCCAACCAUGGGUGCGGCCGCGGCGGGAUACAGAGGAUUUGGUCCUACAGAUCCGCGUGCACGUCGGUCUCCCGGCCCGGGAGCAGCAUUGAAUCCCGUCCAAGAUCCCUAUGGCCGACGUUCGCCGGGCAUGCCUUCCCCUGGAGGAGCCAUUGAUCCUUAUGGGAGAAGAUCCCCGGGCCCGCCGGCGCUCGGUGCUGCCCAGGAUCCAUACGGAAGACGUUCCCCCGGCCCAGCAGCAGCAUUGGCUGCCACUCAAGAUCCAUACGGGCGGCGCUCGCCUGGCAUGUCACCAGCCCCAGCAGCUAGCUAUGGCGUCGCAGCCCACGACCCCUACGGCCCGCGCUCUCCGGGCCUGACAUCGCCUGUCGGCGAACGAGUCCACAACCCUUACGACCAGCAACAAUACCAAGACUCCUAUGACGACCGCUCCUACGGCGCAGGCAAUGGCUACCACGCCGUGACCGCACCCUCGCCGGUGGCUGCAUACAAGCCGCACACCAACUACAGCCCGGUGCCAAUGGCCUUCUCCCCAUCCUCGGACAUAGACCAUUCUGCGGCCGCCCCAACACCAGGCUUCCAGCGCCAGCCAUCUUUCGGCUCUAGCCAGUAUCCCCCAACCUACACUUCCCAGCCUCCAUAUCACGGCUUCUCCCCCGCUCCUUCUUCGCCCCCUCCUGCUUUCUCUGCUCCUUCGCCUUCAGAGUACGCUACCUAUAACCCCCAUGCCAACACCAUCCCCAUUUCCGAGCCCGACAACACUAGACCUCCGAGUCUAUUGCAGAGCGGUAAAAAGCCUACCGUCAAUGCUUCUAGCAACUUUUGA
This is a messenger RNA of Penicillium egyptiacum, 1416 nucleotides long. Lineage: Eukaryota; Fungi; Ascomycota; Eurotiomycetes; Eurotiales; Aspergillaceae. The record is from the annotation of a GenBank genome assembly.